Molecule: messenger RNA, 1660 nt
Organism: Schizophyllum commune H4-8
Lineage: Eukaryota; Fungi; Basidiomycota; Agaricomycetes; Agaricales; Schizophyllaceae
Exons: 3
Coding region: 218-1543 (441 amino acids)
Biological process (GO): SCF-dependent proteasomal ubiquitin-dependent protein catabolic process
Cellular component (GO): SCF ubiquitin ligase complex
Molecular function (GO): protein binding
Source: RefSeq, a predicted model, not a curated record
AAAACCGUGUGCUUGCAGAGGUCGUUGCUUGGACCCAAUCUUGUCGCCAGCGCCGAGCCCGGUGCCUGAGUCAGCGAUAUCGAUUGCGCGUCGUCCUAGAAAAGGUGCACUUUACCUUCUAGCGAUAUUGUAUCCUGCUUCUUCAACGAGGAAGUCUUGCCUUUCAAAACCUCGCCAUCUUCGGGCACUAUCUCCGUCUCAUCCACCAUUUCGGCCCAUGGAAGCAGAUCUGGUUGGCGCUGAGCGACGCAUAUCGUCGCUCCCCACGGAGACGCUGCUCGACAUCUUCGACCACUGUCGCGUCAAAUACUACGAUUUUGCCCUGGAUUCCAUUUCUGUUCGCGGCGGCCCGCUGUCUGUGACAUCCGUCUGCCAGCGCUGGCGCCAUGUAGCUCUCAGCACACCGACCCUCUGGACGGACGUACACCUCAACAUCUAUCCUCAUCCGCUCGGGGACGUGAUCGCGCGCCUGCAGAGCCUCCUCGAGCGCUCCGGAGACCUCCCACUCUCCGUGAUCGUACGAAAUCACGGCAUCGCGCCCCUCUCAGGCUUAGUACCGGCGCUGCAGCUCCUAGCAUCACAUAGCACGCGCUGGGAACAUGCCGACAUCGCGCUGAGGAACAACCACUUCUGCAACCUCACCUCGAUCCGCGGAUGCCUUCCUCUCCUGAGAAGGGCCACCAUUUACAUCAGAGGCUAUAUCAUUGGCGCACAGUGGGAUCCGUAUCGCGGCCUCUUCGUCGAGUGCCCGGCUCUGGAGUCCUUCGAGCACGUCGGCCAGAAUUUUGACUUGCCGUGGAAGCAGCUCAUUCGCUAUUCUGCGAGACCGUUGCUGCCGCUUCAGUUCCAUGACCUGAAGGGCUUGAAGAACGUCCGCGCGCUGGAGCUUCAGACCGUACUUGUUAAUGACUUCACCUCCGAGCAACGAAGCUCUCAGCUCCACCUGCCCAGCCUGGAGAGAGCGUUCAUCGCCGCGGUUGACCUAUCGACCUUGCGGGCACCUGCGCUUACCGAAUGUCAUAUCUACGGCCAUCUAGAGACAGUAGAGUCCGUUCACGAGCUCGCGAACGCACUCAGCGCCGGCCCCUGCUCGCUUACAGCUCUAUCGAUAUACCUGUAUCACAAGGCCGCGAGUGCGGAGGCGCUCUCUCGUGUCCUGGUCGCCUGCCCAAACCUGCGCGUGCUGCGGCUCAGGCUCCAGUACGAGCUCUUUGACGACGGGGAUGCUAGCGCACUGCUAAUCGAACUCUUCACAACUCUCAUCAUCCGCGAAGAUGCGCUGCCUCUGGUCCCGAAACUCGAAGAAUUGACGAUUAUGACCCUUGUGUGUCGUCCGCUGGAUGGAUUCCAAAGUUUGGCGGAUGCGAUCGCUUCUCGUGACGGCGCGCUGCGCGCGGUCAGCCUCUAUACAGUUGUCGGUCAGUACGACCUAACGGCCAGGGAAGGACUCUUCGAUUCAGGUAGACCGUGUACUGUGAGCAUCAAAUAUGAUCUCUCGCCGGAAGAAUACGCAGAAAUAUGGGAGGAUAUGAGGCGCGUCUGAGGCUGGCGAUAAGUCUUUGGGACGAAGGUGGCGAUUUACAAUUAUUCAGGCGGUCGACAUGAUUAGCAUACGAACUUUGGUAGCGUUCUAUAACCACAUCCAACAUCGCACCUAAGG